Molecule: messenger RNA, 861 nt
Organism: Cottoperca gobio
Lineage: Eukaryota; Metazoa; Chordata; Actinopteri; Perciformes; Bovichtidae
Gene: cklf
Product: chemokine like factor
Exons: 5
Coding region: 188-640 (150 amino acids)
Cellular component (GO): membrane
Source: RefSeq, a predicted model, not a curated record
GCAAAACAUGUGAUUUUUAAUAAAAAAAAAAGAUUAUUAAUACAUUUUAUCAUGACUAUUUGUGGGACCAAACCUUCUAUUUGGGUUGACAGAUUACUGGAACUGAUGGAGAUCAAUGUACGGCCCUGUGUGUCUUUUCCUGAAACAGACAGGGUGAGCUGUCUUUUGCAAACGAACUCGCAACAUUAUGUCAGAAGAUCCAAAUAGAAUAACAACCAUGGAGGUGAACACUGCGUUUAUCACAUCCAAGAGGGGGAUCCUGAAAGUUGCAGAGAUGGUCACUCUUUUUGUGGCAUUUGUGUGUUUCGCUGUAGCAUCCAGACCACAGUACAUUGCAGCCACAGUGUUAGAGUUUCUCAUCACUUCCCUACUGCUGUUGCUGUAUGUUUUCAAACUCAACAAGAGGCUGACUUUCUUCUUUUGGCCUCUCAUUGAUGUUUUUAAUUCAAUGUUUGGGUCGGUCUACUUUAUCAUCUUGAGCCUGUUGGCGUCGACUACGUACACUGUCACAGGCACUCUGCUUGGAGGGAUCGUUGGUUUCAUGUCAGCUGGGCUGCUGUGUGCAGACAGCGUCCUGCUUUUGAAGAACAUCACAUUCAACAUGGCAAGAAGUGAAAUGAAUACAGUAUGUGAGAAUUAACUCAUUAAAAUCCUCUACUACUGAGAACUUUCCCUUGAGUUUAUUGUAAGGCUGUUCUGUACAAUACAAUGCAACAUUCCUACCACCUUUCGGUAUGUUUAAUACCAUCUGCAUUCAAAUGUAUUUAUUUCUGAUAUAUGUUUUUUGGAUCUUUUUGUAAUUUGACAUGAAUCUAACGGAAACAACAAAUAUCAAUAAAUAUUUUUUUCUCUGCCUUGUGA